Coniophora puteana RWD-64-598 SS2 is the source of this 447-nucleotide messenger RNA. RefSeq lists its product as uncharacterized. The record is from RefSeq and is a predicted model, not a curated record. Lineage: Eukaryota; Fungi; Basidiomycota; Agaricomycetes; Boletales; Coniophoraceae. The transcript is spliced from 2 exons. Bases 1 to 447 code for a protein of 148 amino acids.
AUGGACAGGGACAGCGAGCCCGCUCCCUUGUGGGUGGUCAUCGCGCUGUGGGACGUCGUGCUCCUGCUAUGUAGACGAGUACGGUUGACGCAUCACAUUGAACCCAACAAUGACGGCAAUACCGGAAGCACCGUGAACAGCGAAGCAGAUGACACGCCCACGGCGGAAGAAGUUGCGCAGCUGAGACGCAGCGUGGCCGUGCUGUGCGCCGACCUGGCGAAGACCCGGGAGGAGCUCCGGGAUGAACGGGAGAAGAGCGCGUGCGCUGAGGAGAGGUGCAUGUCGCUGGAGCAGUCCGUGUACACGUUCAAGGAGCAGCUCCAGGCGUGCGCCCAGAGGAUGAACCAACAGGACACGGAGUACCAGUGGCUGAUGGAUCAUUCGAUGGCGUACAUCGACGAUCUCGAGGCCCGACUCCGGGAUCAAAGUGCGUUCAUCGGCGCUUGA